This is a messenger RNA of Brassica oleracea var. oleracea, 1476 nucleotides long. Its product is annotated as probable purine permease 14. Gene Ontology annotation, cellular component: membrane. Gene Ontology annotation, molecular function: purine nucleoside transmembrane transporter activity. Lineage: Eukaryota; Viridiplantae; Streptophyta; Magnoliopsida; Brassicales; Brassicaceae. The record is from RefSeq and is a predicted model, not a curated record. Bases 122 to 1294 code for a protein of 390 amino acids. The transcript is spliced from 2 exons.
UUCUAUUAUCCCAAAUCAAAUAUCAUCUUCAUCCACUCCAAAACAUCCCAACACGCAACAAACAAAUCAGAUCUCCGACAAUACGUUAGAACUAAAAAUCUCUGAUAAUCAGUUCCAAAUCAUGGCUCAGAACCAACCAAUCUUUCAGACCAAGCCACAAGAACAUUUUGUGCAGAUUCCAAUCAACAUCGAGCGUGAUUCAACCACACUCAUAAACCAAACCGGAAACUCAAACCGGAGACCAAACCACUGGCCAACGAUCCUCCUCUCAACCAUCCUCGUCAUCCUAGGCCAAUCCGUAGCCAAACUCCUCGAAAACUUCUACUACGACCAAAUCAACCGAAGCGAGUACGACGAAUCCCGCCAAAACGACGGCGUUUGGACUCAAGCCCUCCUCCAAACCGUCGGCUUCCCUCUCCUCCUCCUCCCUUUCAUCAUCCUCACCGCCAAGAACCGCCGCAACCAACCUUGCGACCAACUCCACUACAAAUCUCUCACCGUGAUCUACAUCUGCAUCGGAAUCGUCAUGACGGUCCAAGCGAGGCUCUCCGCCAUGGGAAAGCUCGAGAUCCCCUUCGGCGUUUUCACCCUCAUCUACACGACGCAGCUCUUCUUCACUCCGAUCUUCGCGCGCCUCGUCAACAAGAUCAAGUUCAACCGGUGGGUCGUGAUCUCCUUGGCUCUGGCCAUCGCCACCGGAGCUCUCACGUUAUCCUCGGCCUUCGGCGGGGAGCCCGACGAGGCGGAGGAGAAUUACGCGAGAGGCUCGUGGGCGGCUCUGUUCGCCGGAGUCUGCUUCUCUCUCCUCUUGUGUAACAUCCAAAACGUCUUCGACAACUACAUCUUCAAACGCACCGAAUCAUCGACCACCAGAAAGCCUAGCUUCGCUUCUGUCUUCGAAGUCAUCAUCUUCUCCUCCCUCGCCGCCACCAUCAUCUCCGUGGCGGGACUUCUCAUCGCCGGGGAGCAGGACGAUUUGAAGAGGGAGAUGAACGAGUUUUCCAAGGGGAAAGGUGCAUACGUGAUGGCUAUGGUGGGCCAAGCCGUUUCGUGGCAGGUCUACUGGGUUGGGAUCGUUGGGCUCGUGUUCUCUGUGUCGAGCGUGUUGUCGAACGUGAUCAGUGUUGUCACGUGGCCGAUCGUGUCGGUUCUUGUGGUGAUAUUCUUUAACUUUAUGGACGAUGAGUUUGAUGUGUUCAAAGGUGUUGCCUUGAUCACUGCCGUCUUGAGCGCCGCCGCUUAUUUCUUCAGGCUUCACAAGGAGAAUCGUGAUAAUGACGUAAUAGCUAAUUAAGUUGAAGUUUAAAAUUUUGUUUAAUUUUUCUUGCGUGAGUUAAAUCAUAUUUUAAUUGUUUUAUUUGCGUGUAACUAAAAAUGUAACAGUUUCGGUUCUACUUCUAGUUCUAGGAGUAAAUUUAUGUGAUUUUACAGUUGUACGUUUCUACAAUGAAAUGUUUGAAAUAUAUGUAUUCUUUA